This is a messenger RNA of Lymnaea stagnalis (great pond snail), 6646 nucleotides long. Lineage: Eukaryota; Metazoa; Mollusca; Gastropoda; Lymnaeidae. The record is from the annotation of a GenBank genome assembly.
AAAAUGGAUACUACACUAAAUAGGAUGGAUGCAACUUUCAGGCGAACGAUGACGUCUGUAACAGACCUAUUGUUUCCCAUAAAUAAAGGAAAAGACGAAUUAAAGCUACAAAUCAUUCGUAAAAGUAUGUUUAUUAAGGGUUACAUAAACUAAAUAUAUUGGAAUAUUAUUUGGCAUGCCAAAUAUUAUUUCACGGCAAUCAUCAUUCAUGGCCAUGGUCAUGUUCGUCUUCGACUUGUUUGGGCCUAGCAGACGAGCCCGGCAUAAUAAUAAAAAAUUAUGCAGCCGCAUAAUAAUAAUAAAUAGUAACUACUGAUUAUACUUAACACUCUAAAUUAUAUUAAUACAUACAAAUUCUAGUAAUAGUUCAAAUUAUUAAGAACAAGAUUUAUAUUUCGUAAAGUAAAGCAGACUCAAACUCAAUGCACUGUUACUGUUCUCAGUUUCUGAAUUAUGAAUCUGGGUUUGAAAAUAUUUGGAUUAAUUUCUCAAUUUCUGAUAAAUUGUAAUUUUCCUCUGGCUGUCAUUUUAAUGUUUCUUUAUAGUAUAAAAUGUUUGCAAAGUAAGACUCAAUAUAGCAAAGUUGAAAACUCACAGUAAAGUUGUAAACAAACAGGAAUAAGCCUUCUAAAAAUGUUGGCACUCACCCAAACUUCAAAACACUAGUAAAACACAUCAAAUCAGUCGUUACUGUGACAUUUUAAUUAAUUUUUUUUUUGGAGGGGGGGGGGGAAUAUAAUAAUUGUCACUCAAGAACUUUGAAUAAUGUCAGAAUACAUAUUCUUUGUGGCUUAAGUGCCACUGGAAAGCAGAUAAGUAGCUUGGAAAGAAGCCAUGGCGUGUUCCACCUCGUUGAACUUGAAACCAACUGCAACACUCAAUUUGGAUAAAUUUGUUGUAGUUGACAAUGGUGUCGCAAAUUCAAUGCUUUCGAGAAGUAUUAUAACAUGCUUGCCUUUUACUUUGUAAACCCAAUAGAAUUUCAUCAUGUCGCUUUUCUGUGUGCUAAGCCCACGCCCACAGUUAGCAAAAAAUGACCUGGUGGAUACUGCAACUCAUAUUUCACAGACUGGAUUUCUAUGGGUAACCAUCAGGUGAUUCAGCACAUCAGACUAAAGACAUGGGACAUUGACACUAUGAGAUAAUGUUCAGCAAGCCACACUAACCAAAGCAUGCUGUCAUACAGUGCCUUCAGCAUUGUGUCAUAAAUUUGCAGAAUGUUUCCUGGCAAAAUAUUAAUUGCAUUAUGAACUGGCUUUCUGAUAAAUUCUAAUUAAAUUAGACUUCAUUUCAGUAGCCUACACAUUUUUCUCCUCAGAUCAUGAAUAUGUGACAAAUCUUCCACUUCAAAUGGUGUUAUAUUUCAACUGUUUUUAUUUCCCUUUCUGGUUUAUUGGCAAUUUAGUUGUCUUGGAUGUCAAGGUAAACUUGAAAUAUAAGAGAUAAUGUUUUAAAGCUGAAAAUAAUUAAGUUAAGCCAUUUUUAAAGGUGAAGGUACAUUUCAGUACUCUGUAUGUAAGUUGGUGUAUUGAAUUAGCUUUAUAAUUAUAACCAGGAAAACUUAAAAAUAUUUGUCUCCUUUUAUAAUAAAAAUUAACAUGUAGAAUGUAGUAAUUUAUAUGGUUAUAGCUGUAGUAAGCUAUGUUAGAUAUAUCUAAUAGUAAUAUAAACAGUCAAGUUAAAAAAUAAUUACAGGGUAAAUGAUUUCUAUUGUGUUUCUUGAGUUGGGAUACAAAUAAAACAAAAAAGACUUAACAUUAAUUUGAUCACAUUCAUUCAAAAGCUUUUAAAGUUGUAUUCUUUUUUAAUGUGGUUUAAGUUUUGUUCUAUUUAUUUUUGCAUCCUAUGAUUUGUUUUCCUGACUAAUUAAAAGAGUGCAAAAUUCAUAAUCUUUUUCAACAGUGGGUGCGUCUUGAUGAAUUGUAUCGCAUUGUCCUUGUUGCAAUCUACAUUGUUUACUUCAUCAUAGAAAUAGUCAGACUGUAUCUUGGAUACUUGGGAAAUUUAAUGGAAAGGGUGAGUUAUUUAGUUGUUAUUAUAACUAUGCUAUAUAAUAAUAAUAAUAAGGGGUCUUAUAUAGUUGGAGUCCCGUAAGGCGCAUACAAUGUCAAUUCCUGCAACCGUACCCAUCCCUGGUCGUCUUGACGUAGAGUCUUGCCACUGGAUAUGGUGGGCUCGGACGAGAGAGUGAGGUUGACGCUGCGCAACUCUUCCUCACUUUAAACAAAAGUCACCCGCGCAAGUCAUCAGUCACCAGACGACUCGAUGGUCAUCGUCGAUCCUCGACGGACGAACAACAACAACAACCCCAGCCUAGGGCUGGGCUCACCGUGCGGUACAUAAAAAUUUUAUCAAAAGAGACAUAAUCAUGACAUUAAAAUAAAAUACAUUUAUGAAAUAAAGAACAACAAUGUGUAUUCACCCACCCCACCACAUAACUUUUACAAGGCAAACCAUGGACGGCAGCCAGCAAGAUCAUUUAUCGGUCAGAGGAGGGGAAUCACUCAGGGUAGUAUAAUUUAAAAAGAUGUGUUUUGAGUGCAGUUUUGAAGGCCUGGGUGGUUGGUAUAUUGCGUAUGUGUAGUGGCAAAUAAUUCCAUUGUUUGGGGGCGCAGAAAGAGAAAGAUCGGUCACCAUAUGUUUUAGUGUGUGUCAUGGGAACUGACAGAAUACGCGUGUCUGCAGAGGAGCGAAGCUGUCGAAGGGGUGAAUAGACAGAAAGAAGUUCGGUUAGAUAGGAAGGGCAGGAAUCCAAGAAAAAGUUGUGACAGAGAACAGACAACUUGUAGUCAAUGCGUGCCUGUAUAGGGAGCCAAUGAAGGGAAUGGAGUAGUGGAGUGACGUGAUCACGUUUUUUUUGCCUUUAAAACUAGCCUAGCAGCUGAGUUUUGAACUUUCUGCAGUUUUUCUAUGCAGUGUUUUGGUGAACCUGACAGAAGAGAGUUGCAAUAGUCAAGACGAGAGAGAACAAGAGCACAGACUAGAGUUUUUGUAGCGCUAACUGUGAGGUAGUGGCGUAUGGAGCUGAUCUGACGGAUAGUGGUGUAUGCUGAACGACAAAUGUGAGAUAUGUGUUUAUCGAGAGACAUGUUGUUAGAAAGAAUAUAACCAAGAUUCCUAGCAGAGGGUGUAAACCGUAUGUCAGAGUUACCUACUUGAAAUGAGGUAGGAAGAGUUGAGGUAGAGGAUGAUGUGUGAUUGUGGAUGAGGAGUGCUUCCGUUUUGUCAUCAUUAAGCUUCAACUUGCUGAGUGUCAUCCAUGACUUGACAUCAUCAAUGCACCCCCGCAAAGUCUGGACAGCGGAUUCAACAAGAGAAGGAUGGGUAUGCUUGUAUAGCUGCGUGUCAUCUGCAAAUGACUGGCUCUCAACAGCAUGCCUCCCAAGCAAGAGGAGCAGUGGUCUGGUAUACAAUGUGAAUAGAAUCGGGCCUAAAACGGACCCCUGUGGUACUCCGUACACCAAAUCAGCACUGCCUGAGAGACAGCCAUCGACAGAGACCGCCUGCGUUCUAUCAGAGAGGUAGGACCUAAACCAAGCCAAAACUGAACCAGAAAUUCCAAAGUAAUUUUCAAGGGUUUUGAAAAGGAUUACAUGGUCAACAGUGUCAAAGGCCGCACUGAGGUCUUAGAGGAUCAGGAUGGAGAUAUCACCACUGUCCAAUGCGAGCAAGAGGUCAUUGGUCACUCUCAAGAGAGCCGUCUCUGUGCUGUGGAAAGGUCUUUAGGCCGACUGAUUAGAACUGAGAAGAGAGUGGUCAAUUAAAUAAGCAAAAAGUUGUUUUAGAACUAGUUUUUCAAUAACUUUAGAUAAAAAUGAUUAGUUUGAUACUAAUCAUUUUUAUCUAAAGUUAUUGAAAAAACUAUUGAAAUAUGAGUUGCAGUUAUACUAGAUAUAAUUUUUAAAAUUAUUUUCAUCCAGACCAGGCUUCUUAAGCAAUGGUUUGAUGACAGCUGAUUUACAGAGGGGGAACAGUGCCAGAAGACAAGCUUUCAUUUAUUAUGUGGGUUAUCGUUGGGAGCAAAUGCUCUAAUGACUCAACCAACACGGGGGUGGGGAUGGGAUCCAAAUAACAUGACGUUUAGAUUUUAAAUUUAUACUUUUGACCUCAAGAUCUGAAACAGGUUUAAAAGUAUCGAAAUGUGAAGUAAGACAAGGAACAGGAGGCAAAUCCAGGGAUGGUGCAUCAAAACGAUCAAGCUCAGCGCAAAUGCUAGCAACUUUGCUUGUAAAGAAAUCACAGAAAAUAUCUGGUUGCUGGGGUAAAGGAAAUACUGAAGGAAGAGGAGUUCCUUUGUUACUCCCUCUAAGGAAGGUGGCUACAAACAUCAAACAACUGCCUGCUGGUUUUACCCAUAGUUAUCUUUUGGCUAAAAUACGAAGUCUUAGCACGACAAACAUUAUAUAUUAUUUUCCUCAUGUUUCACAUUGCAUAGUGCUGUAUUAGUAUAUGUUAAUAAAUAUUCUUAAUGAGAAAAAUAUCUAGUACUAGUACUGUAACUAAAUGAGGGAAACAAGGCAGGCAGCAUGAAGCACUAUAUUACUAUUAUUAUACUGUCCCAAGAGUUCCGUUCUUUGAGAUGUCAUUAAACUCACAAGCCUUUCUGUAACAUUUGGCACUGCAUUUCAUAAUAACAGUUGAAUAGAUUGUUAGGUUUUUUCCAUUAUCAGGUUCCAGAGCUUGCUGGGAGUUGGUUGUUAACUUUGCUGUUGACCACACCACUCAUCCUGCUGCUCCUAAUCAAUGACAACGCACUUGUCCUCCCACUCGAGAGAGCUUUGCAUAUAGUCAAGAUCAUCAUGGUUUUGCUGGAAGUUUUCAUUGGUUACUUCGCUAUUCGUACCAUGGUCAAUUACCAGGUCAGUGCAAGUUUUCUAACUAACAUUCAUUUCAGAUAAAUUAUAUAAAGUAAAGGCCUGUCUAAUAUGUCGUGUAAAUUGGAAAAAUUCAACAGGCCAUCAAGCCUGUUCUUAAUACUCCCCCCCCCCCCCAAGGAUAACAAAAAGGGAUGUUGGCAGUGCCCUCCUUUUGUGAUAUCUAACUUAUCCACAGUUCUAUUAAUAAACACUUGAACUAAAAAAAAGUAUAAAGCAAAUGCAAACAAAAAAAUGGUCCUCUUGUCUUUGAGAUCUUGUUCUAUGUGUGUGCAGUUCCUGCUUAUAGGGAGUGGUCAGUUACAUUGUCAGGGUGUCCAAUUUCAGUGAGGAGUGGUCAGUUAUAAUGUAAGGGUGCUAAAGUUCAUUGAGAGAAUGGUCAUUUAUUGUCAGGGUGUCAAAUUUCAGUGAGGAGUGGUCAGUUAUAAUGUAAGGGUGCUAAAGCUCAAUUAGAGAAUGGUCAUUUAUUGUCAGGGUGUCAAAGUUCAUUGACAGAGUUGUCACUUAUUGUCAAAAUGAGAGAGUGGUCAGUUAUAUUGUCAGGGUGUUAAAAUUCAUUGCGUCUGCUCAAGCUGCACACCAGAUCUCCAACAACUAUAGUUGAAUUGUCCUGUGAAAGUAAGCUUUUAGUAAGUUUAAGUUUUCAAUUGUUUUGUUUUUUCUUUAGUAAUUGUUCAAAAUUGCUGUUACGCACUGACUUAUAUUGGGAGAAAUUAAUCUCCUAUUUUAAUUGGCUCGUUGUAAACAGUGCCUAACAAAGGACGAUACCAUAGAAUCAACAAUAUUAAAGAUACGACCCAAAACAGUUUCUAGUUACAAUUAAUAAGAUUUAUUAUGUCUUAAGAUAAUUACAAAAGAAAAGAAAAAUAUAAUUACAAUCUUCAACUUACAGUAUGGUAGAUCUUGUACCGGUACACAGUUAACACAGUUAGAAUAAUGUGCCAAUAAAUAAUGCGAAAUAAACACAUAUGAGCACACAAAUACACAAAGAAUAAAACACGCCUCGUAAUGUUAAGAAAAUCUAUCUGAAAAUCUCCGUCCUUCCGAGCCUGUUAAUCCCUUAUAUAGGUGGAUCUACCGACGCCCAAGCCCUGCCUUCGAGCAGCUACAAGGCAUUUCUGGAACAAUCAGAUUCAUUCUACAAAACACUACUUGGAACAGAUUAAUUAUUUUUAGUAGUUGGCGGCAUAAACAAGAAUACAUCAAAGGCCUAAGCCACACCCCUUUGUGAACACAGCGUCUCAUGCGGGGUCAAUCAGAGGGCACGCACGAGAAAUAUUAUGUAAACAAGCUCUCUAUAACAAUUGGUAUUUUUUCAAUGACCUUGACCUCAGCUCCAUAACCAUUGGUGUCCUCAAUCACACUAUGUAAAUGCACAUCAAAUAAAAAUUCAAAAUUGUAACAAAAUGUUUCCACUUAAACAGGUCACCAAAUAUCACCUGCAGCAAUUUUCAGAUCUGGAAAACACAGAUGACAGUGGUAACUACUUUCCAGAGACACGUUACACCAGCUAGUUACAAGAUUGUAACUAAAGUUUAAAAAAUGUGUGUAUAUUCUUGAAUCAAAAUAAUGACUGUUUGAAAUGAGACACAUUAAUUUAAAUAGUUAAUAAAGAACAGAACAAAAAGAAUUUUUACAACUGAAUUAUUUUUUAAUUGUACAUCAUGCAAAUAGUUUAAUGAAGAAAAUAAUUGUACAAAUGCAUCACAUUUUUUUUGUUUAUAUAAUAGAAAGUUGGAAUAAUGAUAAAAAAUGUAAUCCUAAUGUAUCUA